ACUUUUCCAACACUCUUCUUCUCUGUAUUAAUAAUUUUCUAUUUAAUUUAACACAAACUCUCUGCACUUGCGCGUCUUACUUUUAAUUCUUUCGUAGCUCAUUUCCUUGGUUUUACUUUAUUCAUUCUAUGAUCUUUCAUAUUUCUGAUAUGCACUUUAUUAUCUAUUCAUUCUUUACGCUAUUCGGAAUUUUGAUUCUAAUGAAAACUUUCAUAUUUUAUAUUAUCUCCCCUUAAACUUCCUAAUUUGUAUACACUCGUAUCAUUUCCCCAACUAGGUAAUGAAGUUUUACAUACUUUUCUCACUUUCCGUUCAUCAAACAAUUUUCAACAUCCAACAAGUGGCGGCCAUAUUUGCUUUUUUGUGCUCACAGAUCACAACCGAUCAAUAUUCCUUAUUGUUGUUUUUGUAUGUAAAUACCGAUUACUGUUGCUGUACUACAGUAGGCACUGUGUUCAAUGUUUAGCGUCCAAAUACCGCACUUUGAAAUUCACUUCACAAAUUUUACGAACGUAUGAUUCUCCCAACGACCGAAUGAAUACUGGCAAACACUGGCCAAUAUAUGCAAUUGGAUUAAAAAUCACCAAACAAUUUCGUAUUGGGUACACAGUGUUGCAUUUGUACUGCACAAAUAUUAUACAACUAAGAAAUCAGUUAUUAAUCAUAUAUAAAUUCAAUUCGCAACAGUUAUAUAUUGCGUUAGUUAUAAAUUAAUUGGCUGAGAAUUUUUUGCUUUAUAGUUGUAAGCUUUCAUAUAAUUAUUAAGACAAGUACAGACAAAAUUUAAUUUCAUCGUUGCAUCUCUCCAAUCGUUGAGCUGUGAAUGCAGCCCUAAAUUGUAGAUACGAAUUUGACGUUUAUUUCCAACUAUCUGUCAAAUGAGUUUAUGAUAUUUCUUGCAUGUUUGCAAUAAAGUAAUCAUUUUAAAACUUAUUGCGAACAACGUCUAAUUUGAUAUAAAAUAAUUGCAUGGACCAUGAGUUCGGGUUUCGUGACAGAAUCUGAAGCUGUAGAAGCACGUAAACGGCGUCAAGAAGAAUGGGAAAAAGUACGCACGCCAGAUCAGCCAUUGGAACGUCCUGAGGAACCAUAUGAUGGGCGAUCACUUUUUGAGCGAUUAAAGGAGCAGAAAAUGAAAAAAGACUUGGAAUAUGAAGAAGCUCACAAAUUGAAAAACCUGAUACGUGGUUUGGAUGACGAUGAAGUACAAUUCCUUGAGUUGGUCGACCAAAACAAAAUUGAUGCUGAAAAGAAACAGAUACAAGACGAACGAAAGGAAUUGCAAGAAUUCCGAGACCGUGUAGCAACGUUGCAGGAGGAAACUGCUGAUAAAAAACUUCAGUCUGAAAUUAAAACCGGAAAGCUGACGAAAAUACCAAACACGGGAACUACCGCAAGACCAUCACAAAAGUCUUUACUUGGUCUUGGUAUUAAGCGUAAAAAUGGUGAAAUCGCUUGUUCUUCAAGUGCAAAAAUUGGCAAAGAUUGCGCUACAACAAACGCUACUAAACUUGGCACACUAUCCAACAUUAAUACAGAUCAAUUUAACAAAGGACAGCUGAAGUGUGUAGCGAUAUUACCAGGCAUUGGACCCUAUACUGAGUCCAGUGAUUCAGAAAUGAGUAGUGGCAGCGAAGAAGAGCCUGACAAUGACAUUAGUGCCAAGUAUGAUUUGAUGGGGCGUAAAAAGCAAAAGAAGAAGAAUUGCCAAGAUGAUGAUUGAUUACAAUUUUUCUAGACUUAAGUAGUAAGUGUAACUUUAAUUAGAUUUAUAUGAGCAUUGGCGUUAUACAUACUAAUCCAAAUUCUAUUUCCACUACAAAUUUGUAGUUGCUGUUAAAACAUAUUUAAUGAAACCACAAACUUUGGAGAAUUAUCUUCUGUGCGAACACGAACAACGUGUUCACUACAAGCGUACACGACUAGUCUAGACUAGCAGUCGCUUGUUUUAUAUGAAAAGUUUGAAAAUAGCUUUUUUUUCAUAAGCAGUAAUAUUAGGAAGAAUAACUAAUCCAAAUAUGAAAGUAAUAAACCAAUAUUCAUGAAAAAUA
This is a messenger RNA of Bactrocera oleae (olive fruit fly), 2051 nucleotides long. Its product is annotated as PSME3-interacting protein. Gene Ontology annotation, cellular component: nucleus. NCBI's taxonomy places the organism in Eukaryota, Metazoa, Arthropoda, Insecta, Diptera, Tephritidae. The record is from RefSeq and is a predicted model, not a curated record.